UACAGAUAGUAUGGACGUGCAGGUGGCUCCUCUCCGACCCUGGGAGGAUUUCUUCCCUGGCAGCGACCGCUUCGCCGUGCCCGACUUCAAAGACAUCUCCAAAUGGAACAACAGAGUGGUCAGCAACCUCGUCUACUACCAGACCAACUAUUUGGCCAUGGCAGCCGCCGUCAUCUGCCUGGUGGGAUUUUUUAACCCAUUUGGAAUGCUUCUGGGCGGCACCAUCGUAGUUCUGAUCUUCUUGGGCUUUGUCUGGACGUCCCACAAUAAGGAUUUCUUCCGCAAAUUUAAGAAGCAGUAUCCCACUGUGUUUAUCCUGGCGAUCAUGCUGUCCAGUUACUUCAUCAUCUCGCUGUUCGGGGACGUAAUGGUGUUUGUGUUCGGAAUCACCUUCCCGAUGUUACUGAUGUUCAUCCACGCCUCUCUGAGACUUCGGAACUUGAAAAACAAAGUGGAGAACAAGAUGGAGGGCAUUGGGCUAAAGAAGACUCCCAUGAGCAUUGUCCUCGAGGCUCUUGAACAACAAGAUGAAAACUUUGCUAAAAUCUCAGACUUCAUUAGCAAAGCAAAAGAAUAAAAAGACUCAUUAAGCUUCUGUG
Messenger RNA from Xenopus laevis (African clawed frog), 599 nucleotides. It is a transcript of the gene arl6ip5.S, whose product is annotated as ADP ribosylation factor like GTPase 6 interacting protein 5 S homeolog. Gene Ontology annotation, biological process: negative regulation of transport. The record is from RefSeq and is marked provisional. Gene Ontology annotation, cellular component: endoplasmic reticulum membrane; membrane; plasma membrane. Lineage: Eukaryota; Metazoa; Chordata; Amphibia; Anura; Pipidae.